CUCAUUAACCGUUUCAGUCCUACCGAUGCGAACAAGCAGAUGGAGCUGCUCAAGAAUGGAAGAGUCAACGCGUCGAGAGUGCCUACCACAACCGCACAGACCACACAAGAGUGCUACAACGAUCAUGCGUUUAUGAUUUUCAUGUAUACGACAGAUGAUCUGCUUUUGGCAGCUAGUAUGGCAGCCACUGUAUUCAAUGUGAUGGUCAUAUUUUGCGCUGUCAAACUUUUUAAGAGAAGUGGAGACACUAUGCAUCUUUUCAUUCUGAAUAUGACCGUAGGAGACCUUAUUUUAACUGUAUUUUGCCAUCCAAAUGAACUGCUUAUUCGUAAGCACGACUUCCUUCAACAAAUCCAUCUUUGCGCGGUCGUUCACUAUUUUAAUUGGACAGGGCUGGCUGUUUCCGGGUUAUCUCUGACCAUGCUCAACGUUGACAAGCUAAUAUAUUUUCGAUGGCCGCUCAACUAUGAUCGAUCAAUGUCUAAACGAAGAGCCGCUUUAUUCUGCCUUCUUAUUUGGCUGCUCUCUGUUGGAUUCAUUUCGUAUUGCUGGCUUUUCAACAUUGUCUAUAUUCACACUUUCGACUGCUCUUUGCAGAUGUCUCCGAACAAGAAGUUUUACUAUGAAAUAUUCCUCAUCUUGUUCUGCGUUUUGCCCGUGACCUCCUCCUUGAUAGUUUCCAUUUAUCUGUUCAAUCUAACACGCCAGAAAAGAAACGCGGGAAGCGGAGGGGAUACUUCCGCCUUCAAGAAUAAAGUGAAAUCGCUUGUAUUUAUAUUUGCCACCACUGCGUGGACAUCAUGCAGUUUGUUGCCAUAUCGGAUCAUGAAUCUCGCAAGAAUCCACCUUUUCACAUGGUCAGAGCUCUCCUGCGAAGGUAAGCAGAUGAUGAACUGGGUUGCAUGGAUCCUGAUAUAUCUUCUCACUGUAAAUCCAAUUAUCAAUCCGCUUAUAACUUCACUCAUCUAUGCACCCUAUCGUAUAACGAUCAAGAAAUUCCUCGUCAACAUUCCUGUUGGAAACCGACCGUUCUACAACUAUCAAGGAGAGCAUCUGCAUUUGGAUAGCAGCAGUUUCGCCUCUCUUCGCCGAAGCCGAAAUCGACGCUCCUCAUCUACGGAGUCCGCAAGUCUUCGACAGUCAACUGAGGUACGAGUUUCAAUGGGGGAGCCGUACACCCCGUCAAAAAGUCCUUCGAAGGAGCACACGGAGCAAGAAUUCACAUUUGAAAAGAAAAUGGAGGCUAUACAUGAAGACUCACACUCGCACUGACUCCAAAUUUAGUGGAAUUUGUUGAGAUAGGUAAGGAGAGAGUAUGAUGAGGGUUUCUAAGCAUCUCAUUUUGUGUGUAUUCCGUACUAUAUAAUUAUAAUAUCCGGCACUAAAGAACUACACUUAAGCUUGGUCCAUUGCAGAAGUAGUAUUCUGUAUCACAUGUCGUCUUCUUAUUUUUAAAUCCGGCUCUAAUGCACUGAGGUCGAAAUGCCCUCUACUGCAUCACUUGAAAAUCAGUGUUGCAUUUUAU
Cylicocyclus nassatus is the source of this 1525-nucleotide messenger RNA. The record is from the annotation of a GenBank genome assembly. NCBI's taxonomy places the organism in Eukaryota, Metazoa, Nematoda, Chromadorea, Rhabditida, Strongylidae.